Messenger RNA from Microplitis mediator, 1495 nucleotides. Its product is annotated as histone H1-like. The record is from RefSeq and is a predicted model, not a curated record. Gene Ontology annotation, biological process: negative regulation of DNA recombination; nucleosome assembly; chromosome condensation. Gene Ontology annotation, cellular component: nucleosome; nucleus. The transcript has a single exon. Bases 44 to 703 code for a protein of 219 amino acids. Gene Ontology annotation, molecular function: double-stranded DNA binding; structural constituent of chromatin; nucleosomal DNA binding. Lineage: Eukaryota; Metazoa; Arthropoda; Insecta; Hymenoptera; Braconidae.
CUUGGGUUUACUCAAAGUUUUACUUGAACUAAUAUUCGUAAAGAUGACUGAGACAUCUGUAUCUCCAGCUCCAGUUGAAGAGAAGGCUCCGGCCAAGGUCGACUCGCCUAAAAAAGCUGCUGCCAAAAAACCAGCAACGAAGGCAACUCAUCCAAGUGCUGCAGACAUGGUCACUGCUGCCAUCAAAUCUCUUGGUGAACGUGGGGGAUCAUCUCUUCAGGCCAUCAAGAAGUAUAUCGCUGCAAACUACAAGGUUGACGUUGAAAAGCAAGCGCCGUUCAUCAAGAAGUUCCUCAAGGCCGCCGUCAUCAAGGGAACUCUGGUUCAAACCAAAGGAAAAGGCGCAUCUGGAUCAUUCAAACUUCCAGUUGAAAAAGCUGCACCUAAACCUAAAGCUGCCGCGAAGAAACCCGCUGCUGCAAAGAAACCUGCAGCUGCCAAAAAACCAGCAGCCAAGAAAGCAACCGGUGAAGCCAAAGCUGUCAAGAAGCCUGCAUCGCCCAAAAAAGCACCUGCUAAAAAAUCUGAGGCCAAGAAACCAGCAGCUAAAGCACCAGCUAAAACUAAAGCUGCUGCUUCUCCAAAAGCCAAGAAAGCUGCCAAGGCUCCAACAACUAAACCCAAGUCACCCAAGCCUAAGAAAGUUGCUGCACCAAAAACAGCAAAAGCGCCAGCUAAAAAAACUGCAGCAGCCAAAAAGUAAAUUCUCACUCAGCAUUCUUAGGAAUUUCUGAUUGAUUUAAAUACCUGAUAUAUAAAUAAGCUUUUUUGAGGCUACCUGAUUUUUCAAAACGUAUUCGAGAUCCAUAUAAAAAAUAAAACCAACGGUCCUUUUCAGGACCAACCAAAUUUUUUAAAACGUAAUCAAUUCUCAAAUUUAAAAGUCAAUAUGACUCAUAUAUUAUAAGACUCCAAUUUCUUUUUAAUAGAUUUAACAGAACCUGAUCUUAUAAAAUGUUUCCACUUUCUAAUCGAAGUUAAUACUCAAAUAAAACUUCCGCCUUGACACAUCAAGUCGUCUAUUGGUCUACUUAAGAGCCGACAGUACGAAUUAAAUUUCAGAUUUCUUACAUUUUAAAUAAUUAUGAAACUCGAUGACGGAAAUUUAUCUUGUGCAUUUUUCCAAAAACUGAAAAAAAAUCUAAUGAUUUGCAAAUGAAUAGAAGUCUAGAAUUCGAAAAUUUUAAUGCGGGUGAGCCUUAAUGAUUAAAAAAAAUAAUUUUAUUAAGUUGUCAUCCCUAGUUAGGACAAUUUCCGUUAAGAUGUUCGAUAUUUGUUCAUAAAUUUAACGCAGUGGAUAUUGUUAUUAUAUUAGAAAAAUUAGUGACAGAUAAAAUAUUACAGUCUAAUAAAAUAUAAAAUGCAGUAGAAGUCACUACAAAUAUUUAUUGAUGACAAUAGAAUGAGAUUUAGCGUCUAAAAGUUGGUAUCACUGCAACAGCUGAUAGAAGGCGUGACCUCAGCAGCUUUGUUGUAAAACGAACCCUAAAAAUAG